GUCUUGACGACAUUGUUUUUCAUGCAUGGCGAAGUUUGUUGAUUAAGAACAUCUUAAAACACUUCAUGGGAUAGCCAAGUGAAAUCCACAAUGAAUGGUACCAUAAAAACAGAUGAAGAUAUACCACCACCACCACCUUACGACAACCAUUAUAGUAAUGGGGGGAUUGAUAACCUUGGUGUUCGAUACGCACCAAGUGAUGACAUUCAAAAACCUGAAACUAAAGACAUAAAAGACGAUAAAGAUGAUGAUUCAAAAAAAAAGGACAAAGAAAAGAAAGAAGCACCACCCAUGGUCCCAUUUACAAAGCUGUUCCAAUUUGCUGACACUACUGACAAGAUUCUGAUUUUCUUCGGUGUUCUGGGAGCCGUUUGUCAUGGUGCUGCUACACCUCUCCAGUUUAUCAUAUUUGGAAGACUUGUGGACAGUUUAAUUGAUUUUGAAAAGCUUCUAUCUACUUCAGGAAAACUAGAGAGCAUGAUGACAGACUUAGCAUUGUAUUAUGUAUAUCUGGCCAUUGGUACUCUGAUCGUUUCGUACCUUCAGAUGGGUAUGUUUUCAUGGUCAGCUGCAAGACAAACAAAGAAAAUGCGUGUAGCAUUUUUCCAAGCUGUGAUGCGUCAGGAUAUCGGUUGGUUUGACACGUAUGAAGCUGGAGAGUUGAAUAACCGGUUGACAGAUGAUAUCAAUAAAGUGGCUGAAGGGCUUGGAGGCAAAGUUGGGAUUGCUAUCCAGUUUGUCACAACCUUCUUUGCUGGUUUUGGCAUUGGCUUUGGGUUUAGUUGGAAACUAACUUUGGUUAUCUUGUCGCUAGUCCCUUUGCAGAUCAUUGCAGGGGGAAUUAUUGCAAAGGUGAUAACAGUUUUCACAACAAAAGAGCUUGAUGCCUAUGCUAAGGCAGGUGCCAUCGCUGAAGAAGUUUUAUCUUCAAUCAAAACAGUAGCAGCCUUUGGAGGGGAAAACAAAGAAAGCGAGAGGUAUUCUGCCAAUCUCUAUGAAGCUCAAGCGUACGGUAUAAAGAAAGGACUUACUAUGGGACUUGGCUUUGGUUUCUUUAACCUCAUCAUGUUUGGAAGUUAUGCCUUGGCAUUUUGGUAUGGCUCAACAUUAGUUUUGGAUGGGCAACUCACUGGUGGAAAUCUCCUUUUGGUCUUUUUCUCGGUAUUAACGGGUGCAACACAAAUUGGCCAGGCAGGACCACAUGCAGAAGCAGUGUCAACAGCUAGAGGAGCAGCUUACGAAUUAUUCCAAAUUAUCGAUCGCAAACCACCAAUUGAUGUCAGCUCAGAAGAAGGAGAUAAACCGACUGAUGUUUCUGGUAACAUUGAAUUCAAGGAUGUUUUCUUUAGCUAUCCAUCAAGAGAUGAUGUUAAGGUUCUGAAUGGUCUCAACCUUGAAAUUAGUGCUGGACAGACUGUUGCUCUUGUUGGUGAAAGUGGAUGUGGUAAAAGUACUACUAUCAAACUCAUUCAGAGGUUCUACGAUCCUCAGAGUGGAGAGGUUUCAGUAGACAACAGAAAUGUCAAUUCAUGGAAUGUUAGCUGGUUGAGACGAUUUAUUGGUGUUGUCAGCCAAGAGCCAGUCUUGUUUGCUACUACAAUUGCUGAAAACAUUCGUUAUGGACAAGAUGGGAUCAGCCAGGAAGACAUUGAAAAAGCUACCAAAAUGUCUAACGCUCAUGACUUURUCCAGAAGCUUCCUAAUGGUUACGAAACACUUGUUGGAGAGCGAGGUGCUCAACUCAGUGGUGGCCAAAAGCAACGUAUUGCAAUUGCACGUGCUCUGGUGCGCAAUCCUAAAAUACUUUUACUGGACGAAGCAACAUCUGCAUUGGAUACUGAGAGUGAAUCUUUAGUCCAGGCAGCACUAGAGAGGGCCAGUGAAGGUCGCACUACUAUCAUCAUUGCACAUCGUUUGUCGACUGUCAAAAAUGCAGAUAUGAUUGCUGCCUUUGAAGAUGGUGUUAUAGCAGAACUGGGCUCUCACAGUGAACUCAUAGCUCAUGAUGGGGUCUACAAGCAGCUUGUCAUGUUACAGACAUUUGAAGAGAAUGAAGAGAAAGAAGAAGACGAAGUACAAAAAAGCAAAGAAAAUGUUUCAAUCUUGCCAGAUGUGGAAACAACAGACUCCAAGAAUGAUCGCAGAAUGUCAAUAACCUCCAAUGACAAAAACAGCGAACAAGAGGCAAUGAAAAGAAAGCUCUCACUACGUGCAUCACAAAGACUUCACUCUGCCGGGAAACGAAGGAAAAGCCAGGUCGACAAGAAGAACAAAGACAAAAUCAUUGAAGAAGAUGUGAAACCUGAAUCGUUUUUGCGUAUUUUGAAACUCAACGAGCCCGAGUGGCCGUAUAUAGCUCUUGGUGUGUUUGCUUCCAUGGGAAAUGGUGUUUUUGCCCUUAUCUUUGCUUUGAUUCUUGGAGAAAUUUUGAAUGUCUUUACUAAGGUGAACCAGCCCGAUGUUUUUAAGGAGGAGGCUAUUUUCUGGUCUUUGAUGUUUCUUGCAUUCGGAGGAUUUUCGUUUUUGACUUAUUUUCUGCAGUAUUAUAUGUUUGGAAAGUCUGGAGAACUGCUUACCACAAGAGUACGGCAAACAGCAUUCAAGUGUUUACUGAAACAGGAAAUGGCAUUUUUUGAUGAUCCACUUCACAGUACGGGAGCUCUAACUACAGCAUUAGCAACCCAUGCAUCUGAUGUCAAAGGGGCAACUGGUUCCAGACUUGGUACCAUUUCCAUGACAGUUACCACUAUCAUAGGAUCCCUGGUGUACUCGUUUGUAAACGGAUGGAAGUUGUCUUUUGUGGUUCUUGCAUUCAUUCCCUUGCUUGCUGUUUCUACACUUUUACAAAUGAAGUUAAUGAAUGGCGACCACAAAGAGAAUACCGAAUUGAUUGACGCUGGAAAGGUUGCAGUGGAGGCAUUUGAGAACAUCAGAACAAUAGCAACACUGGGACGGGAAGAAACAUUCUGUGAAAAGUUUGCAUCACUACUGAAUCCAUCAUACAAGAAAGCUGUCAGGUCAGCCCACAUCAAUGGUAUCAGCUAUGGUUUCAUGGAAGCCGCUAUGUUUUGUUGCAUGGCUGCAUCAUUCCGGUUUGGUGCUUAUUUAAUGGUUGAAAAAGAAAUGAGUAUGAUGGAGGUUAUGAAGGUUGUGAUGUGUAUUAUCAUUGCUGGAAUGAUGUUUGGUGAGAUGUCAGGAUUCUCUUUGGAUUACAUGAAGGCUAAAUUAGCCGCAGCGAGAAUCUUUAAGCUGUUUGAUCGCGUUUCUCUAAUCGACAGCUCUUCCACUGAAGGAACUAAUCCAUCCAUUGUUCAAGGCACCAUACAGCUACGUAAUGUACAUUUUCAUUACCCGUUCCGAAAAGAUGUGCAGGUUCUUCGUGGUGUGGACCUGUCAAUCAAAACUGGACAGACACUCGCCUUGGUGGGGUCUAGUGGGUGUGGUAAAAGUACUAUAGUWUCUCUGUUAGAGAGAUUCUACGAUGCUGAGUCCGGUGAGGUGGCUUUAGACGGCAACGAUGUCAAAAAUCUCAACAUCCAAUGGCUUCGUUCUAAAUUGAGUAUUGUUUCACAAGAGCCAGUCUUGUUUGGUUUCAGCAUAGCAGAGAAUAUAGCUUAUGGUGAUAAUAGUCGACAAGUYAGUAAGGAUGAAAUAGAAGCUGCUGCCAAAUCAGCCAACAUCCACAGUUUUAUCAACUCUCUGCCCAAAGGAUACGAAACUUUGGUAGGAGACAAAGGCACCUUGAUAUCUGGUGGUCAAAAACAACGAAUCGCUAUCGCCAGAGCUCUCAUUAGAAACCCUCAGAUUCUGCUUCUUGACGAGGCGACGUCAGCUCUUGACACGGAAAGCGAAAGGGCCGUGCAAGAAGCCCUCGAUUCUGCCAGUAAAGGUCGUACAGUAAUCAUGAUUGCACACAGAUUAUCGACUGUCAAAAAUGCAGAUAUGAUAGCUGUCAUUCAUCAUGGACAAGUUGUGGAACAAGGGACACACCAGGAACUCCUUGGUAUGAAUGGUUACUAUGCUGGUCUUGUUUCUGCACAAAUGAUCAACGAAGAAAACUGAAUAUUUAUUAUUGCAGUAUACAAUACUACUAGCUUUUGUUUUCACGAUUUGAACAUUUUUACUCUAUAGUAACCAUAUAUUUUCUUACGUAUUUAUUAAUUAAUUUAUAUUUUGUAUACUCAUAGCCACUGAUUUUAACAGUCAGGUGUUCACUAAAUUGAGGCCAGCUUCCAUAUGGUCCCAUAGUGUGUAGUAUUUUUGCCUCGUUGUAGGGCAGAGUUUGCUGUUUUAGUUUGUUCAGAGUGAAUAUAAUGUAGUAAAUACCCAUAGGGACUUUCGGUCGUGCAUCCGCAUUUUUCUCUCCGACAAACGUUUUGAAAUUGCUGUAUAUACAAAAGUCCUUUCAUGUUCCCAUUUCUGUGUUUUGGUUAACAUGACUAGAGAUUUUUUUAUUAUUUAUUCAUUGGAAAAUGGAUUUUCAAACAAUAAUAUCGUGUAUAGUCAAUCUGAAUAAUGUAUUUUAAAUAUUACUCCACUCGGAAUAGAGACUAUAGAGGGUGGGAUAUUUAAGGAUUAAAGCACGAGGUCGAGUGCAUUACUAUUUAGUAUCUACCAGACUAAUAUGGAUCAUCAUAAAUCCAGCAUUCUGAUUGGCUACUGAACAAUAGUCUAUUCAUGUUAGCCCAUGGUGGCAUGGAGAAAAGCAGGAAAAGGCAGGGAAAAGUUCAGAAAAGCUGUUUUCUAUAUUUUCCCAAAUGUGUCCUAUAGUUUGGUGGGUACUCAAAUAAAAAGACCGCGAGAUUGAGUACGGCCUGGUGCUCUAUCAAAUCUAUCAUAUGAAACGCUCUAUUUAACAUUCACUGACGUUUGUAAAAUUCUCUGUUUAAUAUUGAUGUACUGGUUAUUUAUAUUGAAAGAUAUUUAAUAGUUGAAUAUUUUUCUGUGUGAAUUAAAUCAUAGUAUUCAUAGAAAGUGUGAAACGACGCCAUUUUUCGACCAAAGGUGAUUAAGUGCUGUCGUACUUUUUGUCCGUUUCAUUGAUGUGUUUUCUUCGCAAUCAUACAAGUUUUCUUGUAAAGAGAACAAAAAAAACUAAUUUUGUGGAUAUUUAUUGCGAGAAAUUCUCAAAAUCUCGUGAUAUAUCCCAUUUGUUCUACAAAAUGGCGUCGCUGACUAGUGAUUGGUUUUCCAUUCUGAGAUGUUUAUUUAUUAAGCAUGUGUUUUAAUAUUGCCAAUAAAAGUGACUGAACAAAA
Messenger RNA from Exaiptasia diaphana, 5256 nucleotides. Its product is annotated as multidrug resistance protein 1. The record is from RefSeq and is a predicted model, not a curated record. Gene Ontology annotation, molecular function: ABC-type transporter activity; ATP hydrolysis activity; ATP binding. Gene Ontology annotation, biological process: transmembrane transport. Lineage: Eukaryota; Metazoa; Cnidaria; Anthozoa; Actiniaria; Aiptasiidae. The coding region runs from base 91 to 4062 and encodes 1323 amino acids. Gene Ontology annotation, cellular component: membrane. The transcript has 27 exons.